This is a messenger RNA of Talaromyces atroroseus, 2976 nucleotides long. RefSeq lists its product as hypothetical. The coding region runs from base 1 to 2976 and encodes 991 amino acids. The transcript has 2 exons. The record is from RefSeq and is a predicted model, not a curated record. Gene Ontology annotation, molecular function: protein binding. Lineage: Eukaryota; Fungi; Ascomycota; Eurotiomycetes; Eurotiales; Trichocomaceae.
AUGGAUACGACCUCUCUAUCCGAUGGUCAAAAAAACCGUCAUCACGAAACCGAUUCGCCGCACGAGCGCCUGCCCGAUACAGAUACAGGGGCGCGGAUUGGUCGUGCCGAACGACACCCUCGAAUGAAAUCUCGGCCAAGAAGGAAUGAUGACGAGCUGGACGAACCUGCAUCGGAUCGUGAAGAGAUUAUCGUUGGCAAAUAUUAUCAACCAUCAGACGCCAAAUCGGCGUUUGUGGGAGAGGAUACGCCUCUUCACAUUGCAGUUCGCAAUGAAGAUUACGACGCAAUAACAAGAGCGCUACUUUAUGAGGGAGCAGAAAUAAAUGCCAGGGAUGCUAGCGGGAAGACAGCGCUUCAUAUUGCACUUGAGGACCGAAACCUUGGGUUAGUGGAAAGCUUGAUGCCGUUCAGCCCGGAUCUCGAGCUGAGAAGCCCCAAUGGAAUGACUCCUUUGCAUUCCGCUGUUACUACAGGAUGGGAACAAGGCACGAGGUUGCUCCUCUGUUACAACUUGGAUAUCAACGCGACGGACGCCGACGGGAAUACGGUAUUACACUUCGCCUGCUCCGCUGGUUACAAAGACGUCGUCAAGCUACUACUUGAGUCUGGUGCGAAUGUUCACAUUCGUAACUCGAAUGGAAGAACACCACUCCAGUUAGCUGUUGCGAGUCGUACCAGGCGGUUGCCAGAACUACUCUUACAAUAUGGAGCAAGCAUAGAUGAUGUACGCCGCAGAACGGAGUUGGUAAAUAAUGAUAAUAGCCAAGGUGUAACUAAGAGAGACCCAGAGAUUCUGGGCACAAAGCAAGAUGCAACCGAGGUAAACGAAGCAUCUGAUCUCGAUUCAGUUUUUGCCAAAUUCAGCGCAAAAUAUUGGGACGGGGUGCGUCGUGAUAAUGGCGAUGGCCUUAUCUUGGCUAAUUACGAUAGUCAUGACAUAUUCUUUGACGCCAAAGUGGAAUCGAUCCGGUUACUUAUGCACGAGGGCCAGGAGAUGCACGCAAUCCAGUUGAAGUUGAACUUCAUGAAACCGUUCUCAAACAGGAAUAGGAUACGUUAUGCCAAAGUGGACGUUAAGCUUGCCGUCUUCGACUCUGGAAACUUACCGCACAUUCACAGUAUAAUGCCACAGGCGGACCGGGUCGAAGUUUCGGAGCAGGAAAUAUCAUCAGGACAGACACUCACAGUUGGAGCAUCAGGAGGGGGGGGACCAUCAAACGUGAACAUCAGUAUGGAGGGCUCAAAAUCACGAAAGUCAACAUUCAAGGGCGUACGCAUCAUUCAUGGAGUCGUCAAGGAUCGGAUGCAUGCAUCGUGGCGCAUGUACGAAGAACCGGGCAGUCAAAGCGGAUUGCCAGAAAUUGUCCGGCUUCUUCUAGUUGUUCAGUGCAAGGUAGAGUUUGACGUAUGGUUGUCGAUGUCAGUAAAGGCUUGCCAUGCCUUUUCUUUUGGUAUUCCUCGGACGCUGGCUGCUAAAAGCAGGUCGCCAUAUCGAGUCCCGGAUGUGGCUACUGUGUUGAAGCUUGAACGAGCCAUGAAACUGAAGAACAUUCUCAAUGUCGCUGACCGCGCAGCUACUUCACUCGAAGAAGCGACAACGUUAGAAAGAGAGUUUGCCCGGUCGAUUAAGAAUCAUAGCAAGAAAGGCUUGAUCAUGAAGGCGGGAUUAUGGGUUGACUUUGUGCGAGAAUGGAGUAACAUUGCGGAUGCCUCCCGGGAGGGAGAUAUCACCAUAUUGCAUGACAAACUGAUGCAAAUGGAGGUCAACGAGUACAGGCAGCGCUUUGUCGAUGUCCAAAAUGAUGUCCACGCCAAACAAGACUCUCGAGAUCAUCAUCGCAGCAACAUCGAUCAGCGUCUCGCACAAGGUGAAGACGACAUCGUCGCAGACGUCCCCGCCUCCCGCACCCCGUCUCGCCGCCAGAAACAGUGCGACUGGGAACUCCUUAUGGACCAACGUAUCCUCGCCAAAAACGACAUUCGCCAGGACAUGGAGCUUGCCAAGCAACAACAAGAAAUUGAACGUCUAGAGCGACAGCUGGCUAAGAGCAGAGUGAAACAUCGUGACGAGGAUCGUGGCUGGGUCUCUCGUCGGAGUCUCGUCAAAGAGGAAAUUUGGGAGGACGAUCUUGCCGAGCGAUUGCGCAAACUUGACAUGCUAGAAGCGUCGAAGCGCACAGGAGAAGAACAAAAGCUUGCUGAUUAUCUUUCCAAGGUUAAGCGACUGGAAGAAAUUGAGGGGGAGCAACGCAUUGCAGAAGAGCAGAAGAUGGCCGAUUACCGUGCUAAAGUCAAACGGCUCGAAGAAGCGGAGCACAAGGCGGCUAAAGAAGAGGAAGCUCGGCGCCUGGCCACGAUUAAACGGCUAGAUGACAUGGUGCAAAAGACUGCCGAAGAAGAGGAGGCUAAACGUAUCGCACAAGGGGACUACUUGGAGAUUGAAAAGAAAGAGAAGAUCAAGGCUGAGAGGGACAGAAUCAUGAAGGAAAUCAAAGAUGAAGAAGCCCGCAGAGCCCGCGAAGCCUUGAAGGAGGAAGAAUGGGGAAAGGAGAUGGCUGAGCUCAAGAGACGGGCCUUUGAAGAAUGGCAACGGAUUGAGGAAGCUAGGGAACUGAAGGAGAUUGAGGAACAAAAGGCAAAGGACAAGGUGUUUAGGGAAAGGCUGAAGCUCGAGUCUGGGUAUAGCGAUGAGCAUCGUGGCCUAGUCCAAGAGGUCAUCAUAGAACCCGAAUAUAGAUCUUCACGGAUUAGAGAAACAACACCACGGAGAUAUCGCUCCCCAUCUUUCAGGCGGAGACGGAGCAAUGACUUCGAAGAUGUAGAGAAAUUCGACCAAAGGUACGGCCGGGAGACUGGUAGAAGCAUGGCUGUGGAUUUUCUGAGCAGAGAACGGCCGUACAACUCUCAAGCGAAGACCGCCAUGGAAUCAUUCUCAGCUGUAGGUCCGGGUUACAAAGUUUUGAGGUUAGCUUGA